CGGUUUGGGCCUUUCAAUUUAAGACUGGAUCAUAUAAACCAACAAUUCAGGAUGCAAGAUGAGGAUUACAAGGAAAGACAGCAUUGUGUUGCAUUUAUGGAAACUUUAAGGAUUGGUUCUGGAGCUUUAUUUCAUAAACUAAGUUUCAAUUGCUCUCUUGGUUUUAAUUUUGUUUUGUUUUGUUUUUUUUUAUUCUGUCCCGUUGGAGACAAAUAUUUAAAGUAAGGCAUGUGGUAAAUUUGUUGUUUUCCCCAUUAAGAUGGAAAGACUUAAGACCAGAAUUCCCCAUAAUUCACAUGCUGCAUUUUCCAUCAAUAUGUAAUUUACUUUUAAGUAUGUGAAAAAUCAGUUUAACAGAACUUACGCUGUUAAACUGUUAAGCUGUCAACUCAAGAAAAAAAAUUCGGGCAGAUAACAGCACAGUAGCAUCAUUGCAUGUUCACAGACAGAGUAGUGGGCAGGAAAUUGCUGUUGUUUCACCUGGACAAACAAGUCUGGGUGACGGCAUGAGUCAUCAGGCCUCGGUCAGUCCCCUGCGUCAAAUAGUCCUGUGUCACACCAUUCCUCUGAGUCAACUGCUGCACAUAACACUGUCAGUCACUCCCUAAGAAAGAUCAGGCUCUGCAUCUAAAACUGACAAGGAAAUACCUUUCCUCCUUUAAUUGAGGAGGGUGUCAUCAGAGGCCAGGAGAGCACUGUGUGCACUCUGCUUGUUAUUGGCUGACCUUGUUCCUCUCCAGACUGAGGGGUCAUCGGGAUCAAGGGGGAAGGAUUACUGUGGUCACAACAGGUGCACAAAGAGGAAAUGGAAACCAUUGACUCUUAUCUUCUGACAAAGAUUCACUGUUUGAUCUGAAAAGUAUAUUUAAACAGAAUGAGUCAAAGAUAAUGAGUGAGGAGGUCCAGAGCAGGGGCGGAGACAGACUUCUUUGAGUGGGGUGGCCUAAAUCAGGGCACUUACUGUUGCAGGGGUGGCCUGAAAUGCACAUUUACAAAACAAUGACUUUCAUUUAUUACCCCCUUCUGCCUGGUCAUAUCUACUUUACAGAAGAAUAUCAAAAUACCAAAUAAAUUUUACUGUGUAAUAUUUUUGUUAAUUUUGAAAAUUAACAUGCCAGCCUUUUUUUCACAUUGAGUUUCAUGCUUCCACCACAGGGUACAUAACCUUUUUCCAAACAGGGUACAUGUUAUGUUAUGUUAUGUUAUGUUAUGUUAUGUUACGUUAUGUCUUUAUUUGAAAGAAAAUAUAAGCAGCCUAAAUGUUUUAUUUUAGCAUAAGAUGCCCUUCAGACAAGGCCAGAUAGCCAAUCAUUGUUAAGGAUUUUGAAGUGGUCUCUGGCAUGGCCGCUCCUGGUCAGACCCUCGCACUGACCACUUAGCUAGAAUAAUAACAAUAGUACAUUUUGACAUCAAAAUAAGGUUCCUCUUAACCCCUGAAUGUGUCCAAAUUCAAAUCAUUCAUGUUGAGUGUCACUCUAUCGUUAACACAUAAAUGAUCAAUCAAUAAUUUAACUUCCUACUAUUAAUUUAAGAAAAAACUUCUUCAUGGGAGGUGUAUGUAAAUUACAUAAAAACUACAUUGUGAGAUAAAGGACAAAUAAAUGCAUCAGACCAUAACUUACAUACUAAAAUAAGGUGUAGACUGAGGCUUCAGUUUAUUACACCUAACCUUUAUACAUUACAUAACAUUAAAGUAUUUUACAUUCUAAUAUGACGAUAAACCAAAAUAGAGCAUGAAAAGGAAGAACAACAUUUUUGAGCAUAUUAUACAAAAACAAGACAAGCAAAACUUGAGUUGUCUAGCAAGGCACCACCAGUUUAAAUCUUUGAAUAUAUAGUAUAAUAGCCAUACCUCAUAAUAUUGUUUAAAUGAAUAGAUACAUUUUAACACCUGAUGGUCAGUUAAUUGAAUGUCUUAAAUGGAAAUGGAUCAGUUAUGGAUACGGAUGAUACAACAAGCAUGUUUGCUUUCCAGGUGUGUCAGUGGUGUUUGCAGGUGGUAAUUGGAAUUGGCCAUGUUUUCAGGACCUCUUAUCCCCAGAGAGCGUUCAUUUCAGCUCUGGGAUCUGGGGGACCAGAGGGGUCAGAGAUAGGCGGGGCGAUAUAGGAAAGAUGUUGAUAAUGUCUCUUGGGAGGGGGGCCUUUUAGACGGGUGCAUAUAUUAAGGAGGAGGAUGAGGCUGAAGAGGACCGCCACACUUCACGCCAACUUCAAAUACUGACUGAUCGAGGGUGAACAGACUGAACUUCUAACAGGACGCUGAGGGGCACCUGAAUCAUACAGAGUAAAGACCAAGGUAAGGCUGUUAGCUUAAACUGUGAAAUUGUGAGAGAAGACUGAGUUUAAUGGAAGUAAAUCUGUUUUGUUUUUUUUACUGUUUACUUUGUUACCUCUCUGGCUAAAUAGAUUUUUUUUUCAGCUCUUGCAUUGUUUAAGAACCGGGUAUCCAGCACCAGUCAAAAAGUCUGUCUAAAGUAACAGCGUAAUGUAUUAUAUUCCAGUUUGAAUAGCCACAGACAUUUAAAAUGUGAAUGUUUUUUUUUUCUGAGUGACAUUGAAUUAUUUCCCCUCUUCCUUUAUCCUGAUAUUUAAGAAAUUUUUAUUGAAACCCCCAUUCACUUCACCUGGUCUUCCUCCAAACUGUCCCUGACAGCAACUUAUUUACACUCUGUGACAAUACUUAAAGCUUUGCAAGUGAUAUGUCAAACUCUUACUGCCACAGAUAAUUGAGUGUUGAUCUCUGUCAGGUGAAAAUAUCAUGUGUUCACCUCGGCUCGUUCUGCUGCUCGGGCUGCUUCUCUGUGUGGGGGCUCAGCUGUCCAAUGCCCAGCACUGGUCCCAUGGUUGGUACCCUGGAGGCAAGAGGGAGCUGGACUCUUUCAGCCCAACAGAGGUCAGUAUCCUUUUUAGUGUGCAUGCCGUUGUGUAUGUUUUAAGACUCUUUUCCUGUCUUUUGUCUCUUUUUGUCUCUUUAUCUAAUACCUAGAAUCUCCCUUUUUGGUCAGAUUUCAGAGGAGAUCAAGUUGUGUGAAGCUGGAGAAUGCAGUUACUUGAGACCGCAGAGGAGGGGUGUUCUGAAAAACCUUCUUGUAAGUUGACUAUUCCAACUUUUAUAAAGAAAACACACCUGCAUUUUGUACAUAAAACUUUUUCUGUAUACAGUAAAUUUGCUAUACUGUUACCCUUUGCAGCUAGAUGUCUUAGCAAGAGAGCUCCAGAAGAGAAAAUGACGGCUCCCCACCAUUUCUGCUUUUCUACCUGAACCUUCUUCAGUGUCCUUGUCUUAAUGUGAAAUAACUUUCCUUUGCUUUGCUGAUUUUAUGUAUUGUGUUAGUACACUUUUUUUUCAAGCAUGAAAUGGAAGUAAAUUGUGACAAAAGUUAAAAUGUAUUGUCAAAUAAUAAAGUAUCUAUUUUGAUAUUAAUGUUUAUUUUGUUCCUUUUAUUAUUGUCCCAAAUUGUAUUUGGUAACUGUAAG
Messenger RNA from Xyrichtys novacula (pearly razorfish), 3477 nucleotides. The record is from the annotation of a GenBank genome assembly. NCBI's taxonomy places the organism in Eukaryota, Metazoa, Chordata, Actinopteri, Labriformes, Labridae.